Molecule: messenger RNA, 1104 nt
Organism: Adelges cooleyi (spruce gall adelgid)
Lineage: Eukaryota; Metazoa; Arthropoda; Insecta; Hemiptera; Adelgidae
Exons: 24
Coding region: 1-975 (324 amino acids)
Source: RefSeq, a predicted model, not a curated record
AUGCACAAGUCCCACCAGGUCAGGGAUUUGGACAAGUCCCAGUUGCGCCAAAUGCACAAGCCUAUGAUAAAUGAACUCAUAUUGAUACCAUAUUAUGUGCCAUAUUAUUUAUCACAGGCAAUUCUUUCAAUCCCACCAGGUCAGGGAUUUGGACAAGUGCCACAAGGUCAAACAUAUGGACAAGGUUUACAAAAUAUGUCAUCAUAUUAUCCACAACAAGGUGGUGCAUCAAAUUUGUCAUCAUAUCCAACACAAGGACUAACUAUGCCAUUAUAUCAAUCACAAGGUGGUGUAUCAAACAUGUCACCAUUUUCACAAAAAGCACAAAUUAUGUCAUUAUAUCCUUCACAAGGUGGUGCAUCUAACAUGUCACCAUUUCCACAACAAGGCCAACAAAUUCAAGCAUACGGACAAAUCCCACCAGGUCAGGGAUUUGGACAAGGUGGUGUCUCAUAUCAACAAAUUGUUCCAUAUCAACAAGGCGGUGCUUCGAUUGAAUCGAGUGGGGCAAUAGUCCCACAAGGUCAGGGAUUUGGACAAAUAAUUCCACAAGGUCAGGCAUAUGGACAAGGCCAACAAAUUUUGCCGAAUGGACAAGUGUCACAAAUCGCGCCAUUUUGUCAACAAGGUCCGCCUAUUUAUCCACAACAACCCCCAAACAGCAUGCCGCGUAAACAACCCCCAAAUAGCAUGCCACAUGAACAACGGGUCGACAUAGAAAUUGAAUGUGAAUAUUCUUCUUCUGAAUCGGAUGAUAGUGAUGAGGAACAUCAUGGACAUUUAAUUCCAGACACCAGAUAUGAUCCACAUUUAAAGAUAAGGGAAAUAUAUAACCCUAACUUAAAACUAUGGGUUCCUUAUAACAAGAAAAAUUUGGCUGAUUGCCAAAAAGGCGGUGAUCAAGAGAAAGUUUACUGGGAUGCCAAAUGUAAUAAAGUGAUUGUAAAUGACCAUACUGCCACAUCUCAUCAUUGAAUACAUACAUAUAUAUACACCAGAAUGGAUUCAAAGGCGUCAUAACAAUAUCCAGUUUAUUUUAAAUACAGAACACUUGUCAUUAAAUUGUGUAUACUUUUCCACUAACCUCAUUAUAUUUUCAUUAAA